Messenger RNA from Myripristis murdjan (pinecone soldierfish), 1644 nucleotides. Its product is annotated as cell surface A33 antigen-like. The transcript is spliced from 7 exons. Lineage: Eukaryota; Metazoa; Chordata; Actinopteri; Holocentriformes; Holocentridae. Bases 1 to 1644 code for a protein of 547 amino acids. The record is from RefSeq and is a predicted model, not a curated record. Gene Ontology annotation, cellular component: plasma membrane.
AUGGCAAUCAAGAACAUUAUUAGUCUUUUAGCACCAAACCAUCUGCUGGAGAAACAACACAUAAUAUGCCAGACAAUCAUUAUUUUUCUGUGCACUUUUCUUUUCAUUACAGCGCUGCCCUGCUGCAGCAGCUUGCAAGUUUCUGUCCAAAGGAGAGAAUAUGAAGUUGCAAGCGGAGAUGAUGUUACCUUGACAUGUUCGUUCGUCCCUGCCAAUCCAGACAUCACUAUGAUGGUCCUGACAUGGGAAGCUGUGCAAGAGAACAACAAUGAGGAUCCAUUGAAAACUGUGGCCUCCUAUUUCUUAAACCAAACACCUGACAUAGCCCCUGACUAUGAGGGCAGAGCAACCCUGACUGUUGAUGUGGCCAGACGAGAGAGCAGCCUCACCUUGACCAAGGUGACGGAGCUGGACAGCCGAAAUUAUCAGUGCAGCGUUCUGAUCCACAAUGAUGAUGAGGGAACAACAAGUGCCACCACUUACCUUUUGGUCCUGGAGCGUCCCUCCCCGCCCAUAUGCAGGAUUCAAGGCAAUGCAGAAUACUGGAACAACAUAAGUUUAACCUGUGUGUCCGAGAAGGGCUCCCCAAAACCUAGCUAUGCCUGGCAAAGCUACAGUGUCCAAAACGUGCCCCGGCAAUUUCCACCCAGGACAACUGAGAAGGAUGGCGUCCUGUCCCUCUUCAACAUCUCAAUGGAAACAUCCGGAUUCUACAUCUGCGAGUCGACAAAUCGAGUCGGCUCUGCCAGCUGCAACUUGACGCUCACUGUGAUGCCUUACUCCAUGAACAUCGGUGCAACCGCAGGAAUCAUUGCAGGAGUCUUAGCAGGCAUUGUGUGUCUGGGGAUUGUCAUCUACUGCUGCUGCAGGAAGAAGGAUCAAAAAGACAAGUAUGCUGAAGGUGCCCCAGCAGAAAUGGAGUUCCAUGACCAAACCAGUCCUGAAACUGGAAAGCAGUACUUUGAUGACAAGUCAAGCAGCCAGACGAGGCCACGCGUUGAGCAAAACCAGUUUGAGGAGACAAGUAUUCGCCAUCAAGACAGUUACACUGAAACCAGCGCUGUACCUAAAUUUGACGAUGACCAGCACAGUUAUGUUAGCGGGAAAGAGAGCUCUAAGGCUGACAACCGCCAUUACCAGGAUGACCACCAUGAUCGUCACAGUGGCAGUCGGGAUCGCCUUGACGACCAAAGUGAUCACCAUGGCAGCAGUCGUGGUCGAUACGAUGGGAGUCGUGAUCACCCUGACGACCGCAGAGAUCGUUAUGGUGGCAGUCGUGAUCGCCUUGACGACCAAAGAGAUCGUUAUGGUGGCAGUCGCGAUCGCCUUGACGACCAAAAGGAUCGCCAUGGUGGAAGUCGCGAUCGCCUUGACGACCAAAGGGAUCGUUACGGUGGCAGUCGCGAUCGCCUUGAUGACCAAAGGGAUCGCUACAGCGGCAGUCGUGAUCGAUACGGUGGCAGUCGUGAUCGCCUUGACGACCAAAGGGAUCGCUACGGUGGCAGUCGUGAUCGCCUUGACGACCAAAGGGAUCGCUACGGUGGCAGUCGUGAUCGCCUUGACGACCGAAGGGAUCGUUACGGUGGCAGUCGCGAUCGCCUUGACCACAGCGAUGCUCGCUUUGAUGAGAGCCAAUACGACUAA